Limulus polyphemus (Atlantic horseshoe crab) is the source of this 1305-nucleotide messenger RNA. RefSeq lists its product as uncharacterized. The transcript has 5 exons. The record is from RefSeq and is a predicted model, not a curated record. The annotation marks the transcript as partial. Lineage: Eukaryota; Metazoa; Arthropoda; Merostomata; Xiphosura; Limulidae.
CUGAGAAACAUCUGUGAAGACUUUAAUAAUAAGUACGAGGAAGUAUCGGAGUCCGUCACUGCUUCCAGUAGGUCUUCUAUUGGAUCUAGAAACCUUACUAGUGGUCACCUUGGGAGUUUAUGUAAUAAAAAAUUGCCAGAAUUUGAGCUUCGCCCCUCCAUGAACAUGCACACGUACAAGACAUGGACGCAUGAAAUUGGACCAGUACUGAAAGAAGUCCGGCAGACUCUAAGUGAUAAAAUAUUGGAAGUUGGAAACAUGAUUAUGAAUGAACAACAAUGUAGAAACGAGUUUGAAAUACAAGCUACAGAACAAACAAGAUGUAUUGAAAUUCAGGAAAGCCAACUACAAGAAGAACAGCAAGAAAGUGAUGUUCGCAAAAAGCAUGAAGAGUUCCAGUUUAACAAAUACCACACAGAGUAUACAAACCUGCAAGAACAGCUACUUAAAGAGAGAGACAACCAGCAUGCAACAGAAGCAGAGGAAGAAGCUGAAUUACGUAACUUAAGAAAAACGGUUGAGGUGAAAGAACAGGAGUUAGCAGCAUUUAAGGAAGAAUGCAUCCAGCACCUCAAGACUAUUGUGAAAAAGACACAGGAAAUGAUGAACAGGGUUGAGGAAAAGAAAAAACAAACCUGCAGGUUUUAUGAAGAUGUGUACCAGAAAAUGAAAACUCAAGCCAAACAUUAACUUCCCGGUCAAAGACUUUGUUACUCUAGGUUUCUGAUAUUUGUUUACAUUUGUAUAUGGAAUUUUAAAGUUUAUUUUUGUCGUGUAUUUUAUGUGAUUAAUAACCAUCUUCUUUUAUAUUUCUGAUAUUAUGAAGCUUACAGUUAGGCCAGCUAUAUAUAUAUAUAUAUCAACCCACUGGUAAUCAAAUAAAAAAAAUUACUGACAGUCGAACUGCUUAAUCUUUCCUCUCAACAUUGAAAUUAAAUAUUUUAUGUAAAUUAAAAAUAUUUAGAUAGUUCGCAAACAAAACUUAAUAAAGACCGCUAUCUUGCAAUUUUUUAACUGUUAAUAUAAAGCUUUGUUAGAGCAGAAACAAAGUAGACUUUACCAGUGAUCUUAAUGGGUUUUGUGUGUAUAGAAAGUGUUGUCCAACUAAGUUUAGUGUUUAUGAUAUCAUACUCAAUAUUUAUGAAAAAUAAAGUAAUUAAAAAGGCACUUUGAAGCUGAACAAGGCAGUUUGACUUUUCUUACAGAUACAACCAUAAAACCUGAACAAGGCAGUUUGACUUUUCUUACAGUUACAACCAUAAAACCUGAACAAGGCAGUUUGACUUUUCUUACAGUUACAACCAU